UGACUCGGUUCUCCCAGGUGCUGUUUCUGGUGCUGCUGUCCCAAGUGGGGAGCCCUAUGAUGGCUCAACAGAAGAUGCUCAGACACCGCCCGCCCACCGCUGCUAGCCAAAAUGGCGAACUUCACACCAGUCAAUGGCAGCUCCAGCAAUCAGUCUGUGCGCCUGGUCACAUCAUCCCAUAACCGCUAUGAGACCGUGGAGAUGGUGUUCAUUGCCACCGUGACAGGCUCGCUGAGCCUGGUGACUGUUGUGGGCAACAUCCUGGUGAUGCUGUCCAUCAAAGUCAACAGGCAGCUGCAGACAGUCAACAACUACUUCCUCUUCAGCCUGGCAUGUGCCGAUCUCAUCAUAGGCGCUUUCUCCAUGAACCUCUACACCGUGUACAUCAUCAAGGGCUACUGGCCCCUGGGCGCCGUGGUCUGUGACCUGUGGCUGGCCCUGGACUACGUGGUGAGCAACGCCUCAGUCAUGAACCUGCUCAUUAUCAGCUUUGACCGGUACUUCUGCGUCACCAAGCCCCUCACUUACCCAGCGCGGCGCACCACCAAGAUGGCGGGCCUCAUGAUUGCCGCUGCCUGGGUCCUGUCCUUCGUGCUCUGGGCACCUGCCAUCUUGUUCUGGCAGUUUGUGGUGGGCAAGCGGACGGUGCCGGACAACCAGUGCUUCAUCCAGUUCCUGUCCAACCCGGCGGUGACCUUCGGCACGGCCAUCGCUGCCUUCUACCUGCCUGUGGUCAUCAUGACGGUGCUCUACAUCCACAUCUCCCUGGCCAGUCGCAGCCGAGUUCAUAAGCACCGGCCAGAAGGCCCAAAGGAGAAGAAGGCCAAGACCCUGGCCUUCCUCAAGAGCCCCCUGAUGAAGCAGAGUGUCAAGAAACCGCCCCCAGGAGAAGCUGCUCGUGGGGAGCUGCGCAACGGGAAGCUAGAGGAGGCCCCUCCGCCCGUUCUGCCACCCCCGCCGCGCCCGAUGACUGACAAAGAAACCUCCAAUGAGUCCAGCUCGGGCAGCGCCACCCAGAACACCAAGGAACGACCACCUACGGAGCUGUCAACCACAGAGGCCACCACGCCUGCCACUCCCGCCCCUCCCCUACAGCCGCGGACCCUCAAUCCAGCCUCCAAAUGGUCCAAGAUCCAGAUUGUGACGAAACAGACAGGCAACGAGUGUGUGACAGCCAUCGAGAUUGUGCCGGCCACACCAGCUGGCAUGCGUCCGGCGGCCAAUGUGGCACGCAAGUUUGCCAGCAUCGCCCGCAACCAGGUGCGCAAGAAGCGGCAGAUGGCAGCCCGGGAGCGCAAGGUGACUCGGACCAUCUUUGCCAUUCUCCUGGCCUUCAUCCUCACCUGGACGCCCUACAACGUUAUGGUCCUGGUGAACACCUUCUGCCAGAGCUGCAUCCCUGACACUGUGUGGUCCAUUGGCUACUGGCUCUGCUACGUUAACAGCACCAUCAACCCGGCCUGCUAUGCCCUCUGCAACGCCACCUUUAAAAAGACUUUCAGGCACCUGCUGCUAUGCCAGUAUCGGAACAUCGGCACUGCCAGGUAGGCAGGCAGGGGUGCCACUGGAGGUGCUGGUGUGUGUGCUGGGGGACCACAUGGCUCAGCUGCUGUGGAGGAGAGAUUUGGAAGUGCUUCUCCGUGUUCACGUUCGCCGAAGAGAACUGAGGUCCCCAGGACUCUGAGGCUCAUGAAGAGGCUGGAUUCGGAGAGACCAGAUCUCUGCUCAGGCGAGGAGAAUCAGCCCCAGGAAGUGACUGAACCCGACUAUCUAACCCACCUCUGUUGCCCUGCCUCAGGGAGCUGGGGGGCACUUGCCCCACUGUGACCAGCCAGUGUGGCUGGAAGAAGGGAUAUCUGGAGAGGAGCAGAGCCCAGCACCCCUUCAGAAGGAGCAAAGGGGCCAGUGCUUGGGAAAGGAGGCUCAGGAAGGGAAUGGGAGGGUCCCCCAUUCUGCUGUAAUUGGUGCUUUCUGCCCCUCUGCACCCUGCAUGUAGGCUCAGCCCCCUCCUCCUAAACCCAACUCCAGGGGCAGAAAUCUCCCCUUGCUGCAGCUACUCAGCCUGGCUCUGGCUGGGUGGGGUGGGUGGGCUGGCUGGAGGCUGGGGAGAGUGGGCUCUGAGCACACCCCUCCCCCCACCCCGCAGCAUUGCCCUGGUCACAUUCAGGAUGGGCCAGCAGGGAGACCAGCUGUUUACUCAGGAACUGUGAUCUGGCCACCCACGGUCCCAGGCCUGAGCUGAGUGGCCCGUGUUAUUUUGAAGCGUUUGCUCCCCCUCCCCCAAGGAGAGAGGUCACAUAGUGAAGGUGGGGCCCUGGUGUUCUUCUCUGCUGGCCCCUGCCCAGUGUGAGGGAUGCCUGGGUCACCAGGGAGAAAAUUGGGGUGGAUCUGACCCACACACAGGUUUCAAUGACAGUGGGAGUUGGGGUAGUGAGGCAACCCCCAACCCUAGGGAUUUUCAGAUUGGCAGUGGGCUGGACCAAAAGCCCUUGACCUGGGUGAAGCUGUCAGUUCUAGUGAGUCUCCCAGGUCCCCUCUCCCAACCGUUGUGUGGCCCCUGGAGAGAUAGGACUGAAAGGUUCAGGGGACUUGAUGGGGGGGCACCUUCCAGAGGUGAGUAGGGGGCCCUGGAAGAAAUUUUCAUAGCCCUUCUUUCUCCGUGAGCUCUGGGGGGGCACUCACCGCCAAGCCCCAACCCCCUGAAAGCCGCCAUUCCCUCCAGCCUUCUCUCCACCACUCCCCCACCUCCAACAAGUUAUCACAGCAAACUCCCUGGGAAGGGGCUUUUAUAUAUUAAAAGAAAAGCUUUUA
Messenger RNA from Camelus dromedarius (Arabian camel), 2811 nucleotides. It is a transcript of the gene CHRM4, whose product is annotated as cholinergic receptor muscarinic 4. Gene Ontology annotation, molecular function: G protein-coupled acetylcholine receptor activity; G protein-coupled serotonin receptor activity. The coding region runs from base 112 to 1548 and encodes 478 amino acids. Lineage: Eukaryota; Metazoa; Chordata; Mammalia; Artiodactyla; Camelidae. Gene Ontology annotation, cellular component: plasma membrane; dendrite; synapse. The transcript has 2 exons. Gene Ontology annotation, biological process: adenylate cyclase-inhibiting G protein-coupled acetylcholine receptor signaling pathway; chemical synaptic transmission; regulation of locomotion. The record is from RefSeq and is a predicted model, not a curated record.